AUGGAAAAAGAGAGAAUGAGCAAGGAAAAGGAGGACAGAGCAGAAAGAGCACGACUUGAAGAAAUUGCUCGUGUACAAGCAGAAGAGGAGAGGGUAGAAAGAGCAAGACAAGCAAAGAUUGCUCGUCUAAAAGAAGAAGAGAGAAUCAGAGCAGAAGAAAAAGCCACUCGAGGCUUGGAGCACUUCUCUAGCUCUGAUAAAUAUGAUGACCAAGAACAUUUUGGUGAUGUUUCUGGGUCAAAUACAACAAGUGAAGAGAGUGAAGAGGAAGAAGAAGAAGAAGAUGAUGAUGAUGAGGAGGGAGGAGGUGAAGCAGAGCCAGAGCAACCUAGGAUGUUGAAUAGGCACAUUUAUUUCCCUAGCCCAACUCCUAGAGCUACCACUUCAUCUGACUCCAGUGGUCAAGACAUAGAGAUCAUUGAAACAGAGAGAGAUGGAGCUUCCCCUUCAUCUCACGACGCCCAAGCGCUCAUUCCUCUGAAUGUCCCUGUGGACUACGUCACCCAGUCGGCCAUGAAUACUUUGGAUGACCCUCUCCUCAAGAAGGUGGCAAAUUUCACCUUAGACUACAACAGCAAGGCCACGGAGGCAGCAGAAUCGAUACGGCGUUCAUUGACGGCCUUCAGCUAUCACACAGAUAUGGAGAUCCUCAGAGUCUCGGAUGCCGCAGAAGAGAUCCUCAAACUCUUUGAGGAAAAAAUAAAAUCCAUGCCCCAAGCAGAAGAGCAAAGGCCAAAGAGGAUAAUGGAACCGUCUGUAUAUGCUUCGACCUUAAAGAGAAUGAGGCUUGACGACGAUGAGGAUCCAGACAUGUCUGGCCCUCAAAGUCGUCAAGAGAGGGAGACUCCACCCACAGCCGCUCCAAGUGUCACACCAAGGGCUGCCCCCUCUGCUUUCUCUGCCUCUGCCCCAAGCCAGCCAGCACCAAAGUCAUCACGGAGAGAGCAUAGAAUGAGCCAGCCCAUGCAGAGGCGCUAA
This is a messenger RNA of Cynara cardunculus var. scolymus (artichoke), 978 nucleotides long. Its product is annotated as actin cytoskeleton-regulatory complex protein pan1-like. The record is from RefSeq and is a predicted model, not a curated record. The transcript has 2 exons. NCBI's taxonomy places the organism in Eukaryota, Viridiplantae, Streptophyta, Magnoliopsida, Asterales, Asteraceae. Bases 1 to 978 code for a protein of 325 amino acids.